Rhagoletis zephyria (snowberry fruit fly) is the source of this 1222-nucleotide messenger RNA. RefSeq names its product protein unc-80 homolog. The record is from RefSeq and is a predicted model, not a curated record. Lineage: Eukaryota; Metazoa; Arthropoda; Insecta; Diptera; Tephritidae.
CGGUCAAGCGACGCACUCUCACGUGUCAGCUGUUCCUAUAGAUUCACGAAGCGGUUCAGGUGGCAUUUGUACUCCCAGCGACACGCUCUCUCAACAAACACUGCACCCUCCCAGAGAGUCGCUAUCGAGCAGCUCUACGGGCCGUGAUCACCAUACAAGUGAAAGCCAGAGCGGCGAAAACGCUGCUGGUUCUGCGCCCACACUAGCUGGCGCUGCGGGUACCACAACUACUGGAUCUAACCAUGGCACCAUCGCUUCUGCGCUUCCUCCGGGAGUGAUGUCACAACUCUCGCACUCCCAAUCAUUGCAACAAGCGCCAUUCAAGGCACAGCCACCUAAGCUACGUUUCGUAUCUUCGGUGGAGUUCAGACACUCGUCUGGGGAGACAUCCACAACACCACUUUCUCCAGAAAGCCCUGCAGAAGAUAGUUCCGGUGAUCAUACGCGCUCACGCUUGCAACGCUCAAAAGCAUCAAGCCGCAAAACAUUCCGUUUGAGGCGUAGCCGCCUCACGUCCAUGGAGCCACCUAGCAUUGUUACGCAAAUUUCACAGGAGGAGCAUCCAAAGACUAUAGGCGAGAUAUCAUGGGAUUCGGUGUCACAAACUUCCUCCACAUCUGGUUAUCGUGACAACAACAGCUUGCAAACCGGUUUGCUUUCGCCGGAUGGCUCCUUGGGUGGCAUGACACUAGGACGGUCGCCAUCUCAGCACUCGUUGCUAAUGGUAUUCGAGGGUCAUGAUGAGGACACGCUUAUUUAACAAUCACAGUCUAGCCCGACGCAGACUGAGGAAUGAUGUGAUAGCCCAAAAGAUUACAAUAGGAGGAGGUCAAGAUGGUAGCAAUAAGAAAAUCGAAACUGUUCUUCGUCGGCUGCGUUUAUGUAAUUUCCAUUACAAAAUAUUUGUAAUUUGUUAACAGUACUCUUAAGUACAAUCUUACGAUAUUUAUAUAGAAUCGAUGUUUUAAAAAAAUAGUGUAGCUAAUAGGUAAGAUUCUCGUUGCGUAAUGUAACGAUUAUAAAACUAUUGCGAUUAAAAUGUGCCAAUAAGACAAGACUAAAAACAGAUUUUUCUUACUAAAUGAGGAGCAUUAUGAGCUUGAGCUUGCUUUGGUCGCAGACGCUUUCGCGCGAUUUUCUUUGACAAUUUUGCGCCAUUCUAACCAUUUAGCCACAUCUGGAUUUUCGGUAUUACCGCGUUCCUCCAGCUGUAGAUAAUAAG